AUGGCGGACACAACCAAGCCGGAAUAUGUUCUCUGGCCAUACACACCGUCCAUUGCCGGUGGAGCAAUCGCCGCCGUUGUCUUUGCACUGUUGACAUGCGCCCACGUCUUCAGGCUUGUCAAAAACCGCACAUGGUUCUGCAUACCUUUUGUCAUCGGUGCCUUGUUCGAGACCAUCGGUUAUGCCGCGCGAGCAGCAGCUCACAACGAUACCAUCACUAAGACGCCUUACAUCAUCCAGUCUAUUCUCAUCCUCAUCGCCCCCAUCCUCUUCGCCGCCUCGAUCUACAUGAUUCUCGGACGCUUGAUCAUGCGCACUGACUCCGCAUCCUACUCGAUCGUACGCGCCAAUUGGGUCACGAAGAUCUUCGUCACCGGAGACAUCCUUUGUUUCUUCAUCCAGAGUGGCGGUGCUGGCAUGCUGGUGCAGGCCAAAGACAAGGACGGCGUCAAGAGAGGCGAGAACAUCAUUCUCGGCGGUCUGAUCCUCCAGAUCCUGAUGUUCCUCUUCUUUGUCAUUGUGGCAGGAAAGUGGCACCGCAGACUGGAGUCCAGACCCACGGCUGCAUCCUCCGACAUCCCAUGGCAGAAGAUGGUGCGCUUCCUGUAUGCUGCAAGCGCGUUCAUCACCAUCCGUAACAUGUGCCGUGUGGUCGAAUACGCCAUGGGUAAGGAGGCUUACCUGCUCCAACACGAGUGGCCCCUUUACAUCUACGACUGUCUUAUGAUGAUUGCCACCCUCGCCGUCUGCCUUACCUGGUACGACCCCAACAUCAAGCCCGGUCGCAAGACCGACGUCGAGUUUGGUAUGCGGCAAUAG
This is a messenger RNA of Boeremia exigua, 819 nucleotides long. Its product is annotated as RTA1 like protein. Gene Ontology annotation, cellular component: membrane. The transcript has 3 exons. The record is from RefSeq and is a predicted model, not a curated record. Lineage: Eukaryota; Fungi; Ascomycota; Dothideomycetes; Pleosporales; Didymellaceae. The coding region runs from base 1 to 819 and encodes 272 amino acids.